AUGGAACAAGGUGUGAAGUUAUUCGCAGGAGAGGGGGAGCCAUUUGAAGAUCUGGAGAAGUACAGGAGGUUAGUAGGAAAGUUGAAUUAUCUCAUAAUUACCCGUCCGGAUAUUGCGUUUCCAGAAGCAGUUAUUCGAAUUGUGAAGUAUCUGAAGGAUGCUCCUGGAAAAGGGAUUCUUUACGCUAACCACGGGUAUAUGGGUGUUGAGGCGUUCUUUGAUGCAGACUGGGCUGGUUCACCGAGUGACAGAAAAUCUAUGACAGGCUAUUGUGUGUUUGUAGGAGGCAACUUGGUCUCGUGGAAGAAUAAGAAGCAGAAUGUGGUGUCGCGCUCAAGUGCAGAGUCGGAAUACAGGGCUAUGGCUCAUGUGGCGAGUGAAAUAGUCUGGGUGCAUAACAUUCUAAAAGAAGUGGGUGUUGAAGUGAAGUUACUAAUAGAUUUGUGGUUUGAUAAUUGUGCUCUCAUACACAUCGCGAGUAAUCCAGUCUUUCACCAGCGGACGAAGCAUAUUGAAGUUGACUGCCAUUUUAUACGGGAGAAAGUGGAGCAAGAACUAAUAUCUCUUACACACGUUCGGAGCGGUGAUCUACUGGCUGACAUAUUCACGAAAGGGCUUUGCUCUUGUCCAAGAAUACUUAUGGAUAUUCUGAGUAGGGUAUCCACUUAG
This is a messenger RNA of Ipomoea nil (Japanese morning glory), 669 nucleotides long. RefSeq lists its product as uncharacterized. Lineage: Eukaryota; Viridiplantae; Streptophyta; Magnoliopsida; Solanales; Convolvulaceae. The record is from RefSeq and is a predicted model, not a curated record. The transcript has 3 exons. The coding region runs from base 1 to 669 and encodes 222 amino acids.